AUGGCGGUUGACAUGGUAACGGUGGCGGCGUUGCUCGCCAUAGUGGCGUUGGUGUACUACUAUGUGCAGAAAAAGUACCAGUACUUCCUCGACAAGCCGUAUCCGCAUCUAAAGCCGACCUUCUUGGUGGGCAAUUCAGGUCCCAUGCUUUUCCGACGGCGCGACAUGAUAGAGCACAUUAACGUGCUGUACAACAGCUUUCCAGAUGCCAAGUUACUUGGUGCGUACGACUGCCUCACGCCGAACCUGAUGAUACGUGAUCCGGAAACGCUAAAGCAGAUUGCGGUCAAAGAUUUUGACUACUUCACCGACCACACACCGUUCGUACCUAAUGAGAAGGAUACGCUGCAGAGUGACAACAUGUUCCUCAACUCGCUGUUCAUGCUGCGAGGACAAAAGUGGCGCGACAUGCGGGCCACCCUCAGCCCGGCCUUCACCGGAAGCAAGAUGCGGCAGAUGUUCGAGCUGGUGUCGGAAAGUGGACAGGGUAUGGUGCAGCAUCUUCUCGCCGAAGCCCGCCGAGACGGAGCAACGCAGCAGUACGAAAUGAAGGACAUUUUCUCCCGUUUCGCAAACGAUGUGAUCGCUUCCGUGGCGUUUGGCAUUAAGGUGAACUCUUUCACCGACCGGGAGAACGAUUUCUACACCAAGGGUAAAAAGCUGCUGGAUUUUAACUCGUUCAUAUCGAGCAUUAAGUUCCUGCUGUUCAUAACCAUGCCACGAUUAAUGCUGAAGCUGAACAUCGAGCUUAUGGAUGCGGUCUUAUGUAAGCACUUCCACGAGAUGAUUCUCGAUAACAUGCGGGUGCGUGACGAGAAAGGCAUCGUGCGGAACGAUAUGAUCAACAUUUUGAUGCAAGUGAAAAAGGGAGCCCUACGGCAUCAGAAGGACGAAGUCGACACAAAGGAUGCCGGGUUUGCGACGGUAGAGGAAUCGACCGUGGGCAAAUCGGCGAUCACACGUCAGUGGUCCGACAAGGAAUUGGUGGCUCAGUGCUUCCUGUUUUUCUUGGCCGGGUUCGACACCGUUUCUACCGCACUUGGGUUCAUGUGCUACGAACUAAUGAUGCAUCCCGAGGUGCAGGACCAACUCUAUCGGGAGAUUUGCGAGGUGGACCAGUCUCUAGAGGGUAAACCACUAACCUACGAUGCUGUCCAGGCGAUGCGCUACAUGGACAUGGUAGUGUCGGAGACACUCCGCAUCUGGCCACCGGCGCCGGCGGUCGACCGGUACUGCAACCGAGACUACACCUUCGACGAUGGCGAGGGACUUCGGUUUAAGAUCGAAAAGGGUCGUACCGUUUUUGUUCCGAUUUCAGGAUUACAUAGCGAUCCGAAGUACUUCCCCAAUCCGAAACAGUUCGACCCGGAGCGAUUCAGCGAGGAAAACCGGCAUAACAUUAACCCGGGAGCGUACCUGCCGUUCGGAAUUGGUCCACGGAAUUGCAUCGGGUCACGCUUUGCUCUGAUGGAGGUGAAAUCGAUUGUGUACUAUAUGCUGAAGAGCUUCACCUUCGAGCGAUGCGAGAAAACGCAAGUGCCGCUGAAGCUGAAGAAAAAUCCGGCCGCGAUAAGCACCGAGAAGGGUAUCUGGAUUCGUCUGAAGCCGAGAGAGGUCAACAACUGAUUGCAACAGUUUUGCCUGAUAAGAAUGUGACGUAAAGUUUAUACUUGUUUAUACUAAUACAUGAAUAA
Anopheles coustani is the source of this 1694-nucleotide messenger RNA. Its product is annotated as probable cytochrome P450 9f2. The coding region runs from base 1 to 1626 and encodes 541 amino acids. The record is from RefSeq and is a predicted model, not a curated record. The transcript is spliced from 2 exons. Lineage: Eukaryota; Metazoa; Arthropoda; Insecta; Diptera; Culicidae. Gene Ontology annotation, molecular function: oxidoreductase activity, acting on paired donors, with incorporation or reduction of molecular oxygen; iron ion binding; heme binding.